This is a messenger RNA of Zeugodacus cucurbitae (melon fly), 1914 nucleotides long. RefSeq names its product facilitated trehalose transporter Tret1. Gene Ontology annotation, cellular component: membrane. The transcript is spliced from 8 exons. The record is from RefSeq and is a predicted model, not a curated record. NCBI's taxonomy places the organism in Eukaryota, Metazoa, Arthropoda, Insecta, Diptera, Tephritidae. Bases 266 to 1654 code for a protein of 462 amino acids. Gene Ontology annotation, molecular function: transmembrane transporter activity. Gene Ontology annotation, biological process: transmembrane transport.
AACAGCGCUACCACCAAAGACGGUCCGCACAGUUGGCUGACAGCUCGCCGAGUACAGACCGUAACACGUUAGAAAUAAGCGAGCAGUAAGAAUAAAUGAAGUGAAACUAAACUCCUAAUUGCGCGCUGAUCUUUAAAAUCCAAUUCAAAUACUUAACAACUUGUGGAUUACAGUUGAAAGUACUAGUGAAAAAUUCUGGACUCGUCUAACUUUUGGGCUAGUGAAUGUGAUAAUUGGUGAGGAAAAAGAGAAUCCUGCCGGAACGAUGACAGAGGGAAAUCAAUCGAAGUACCAGUAUCUGGCUGGCAUUUGUGUUAAUAUUAUUACGAUAUCGUAUGGAGGCUUCUGCGGCUGGCCGUCCGCAAGUUUCUUGAAGCUGCAGUCCAGCGAGAGUCCGCUCGCGACGGGGCCCAUGUCGAGUUCCGACGUUGGCUGGGUGGGUUCCAUGGUUUGUGUGGGAGGUGCACUGGGAACGAUAUUUUGUUCGUGGUUUGCCGAUCGUUAUGGACGAAAGAAGUGCAUGUUGUUGGUGGCGCUACCCUCGUUGAUCGGUUGGUGGAUUAUACCUUUUGCGACCACACCAACGCACCUUUGCAUUGCACGCGUUUUCGGCGGUUUCUCUGGAGGUGGCAUAUUUACUGUUAUACCUAUAUACACUACCGAGUUCGCGCAAGAUCACGUUCGCGGUAUUUUGGGAACAAUGCUAAUGUUGACGUUCAAUUUCGGCAUACUCUGCGCAUUCAUUCUGGGCCAUUUCUUUACCUAUGACGUGGUAGCUUGGAUCAUAUCUUCGCUGAGCGUCGUGUUCCUGCUUUGCUUCUCUUUUCUAAAAGAAACUCCUCAACACCUGCUGAAUAACAAUAAGAUUAAGAAAGCUGAGAAGUCAUUGAAAUACUUUCGCAAUAUACGAGCAAUGUCACACGAGUGGCCCGAGCACUUCAAAUUCGAGUUGGAUAAGCUGAAGGGGGAUGUCAAACAGAGCGAUGACGACGAAGAAAGCAAUUCAAUAUCCUGGAAGGAUAUAAAUGAUCCCACGACACGUAAAGCAUUCCUGAUCGGUAUCAUCAUCAUCACUUUGAUGCAGUGUUCGGGUUGUUUUGCGAUGCUCAACUAUUCUGCCAACAUUUUUCAAGAGUCUGGCUCCAGUCUUUCGCCCACAGUGUCGGCCAUCAUAGUUGGCGUAAUUCAGUUGGUUGGAUCCUAUGCGUCAACGCUGCUGGUGGAGCGCGCUGGUAGGAAGUUUUUGCUGCUAAUUUCAACGCUUGGCACUACUUUGGGGCAUAUCAUAUUCGGUGUGUACACGUACCUGACUGUGCUCGGCUACGACGUGCAUGAUUUCUCUUGGGUGCCAGUGGUGAGCUUCUCAUUCACAAUAUUCAUUUCGAGUGUGGGUUUGAUGACGCUGCCCUACGUGGUCAUAGCGGAAAUCAUUCCACCGAAAUUGCGCAGCAUGGGCUCAAUGGUUUGCAUGAUCCAGAUGUGGAUCGCCGGUUUAAUUAUGCUAAAGUUUUUGCCGUUAAUGGUCGAAGUGCUGGGUAUGCACGGUAUGGUCUUCGCAUUCGCUGGCAUAUGCAUUAUUGGUAUCAUAUUCAUCUACUUCUUUGUACCCGAAACUAAAGGCAAAACCAUUGAGGAAAUCCUCGAGAGUUUAUAGUAUUAUUGACAAGUACUUUUAAUUUUAUUUUCUGUUUGUUUAAGUUAUGUUUAGAAGAAACCGAAAGUUGAGGAAAAACUGUUUCUGCAUUUGUUUGCCAAGUAUUUAGUACCGUAUUGUACAAACUUCACUCAAAUGGACUGUAAUUUAUUCAAGUGUUACUUGAAAGAGUAUUUGUUUUUGUUAUAUGAUUUAUUUACAUAUUUUAAUAUACAUACUUUAAUGGACUGGGGUUUGACGAAACCUCUUGGUGAUAUAAA